CGCCUUAUCACUUUGGAAUUUGUCCUUCUCGGCUACCAUAUGAUGUCGUGGCGUUUGCCUGUGUGUAGAUCCCAGACCUCAGAUUCUUUCUAAUAUUUUCAUUGUUUUAUUCUUGUAUUCACCAGAAUAUACUUGAGACGGUUUAGGCUUCCGUGAGUAAAGAUGAGACGCGCUGGUUUGGGUGAAGGAGGGUCCGGGAAUUAUGUGGCGAGUGGCUACAGUGUUUACGAAGAGGAAAAUGAGCAUUUACAGGAGGGACUGAGAGCUAAAGUCAGCGCUUUGAAAAGUCUGACCAUUGAUAUUGGUACAGAGGUCAAAUACCAGAAUAAAAUGUUGGAAGAUAUGGACUCGGACUUUGAUUCGACGGGCGGACUGCUGGGCGCCACCAUUGGCAGAGUAAAGCAGCUGUCCAGAGGCAGCCAGACCAAACUGCUCUGCUACAUGCUGCUCUUCUGCUUUUUUGUCUUCUUUGUCCUCUACUGGUUCAUCAAGCUGAGGUGAUAAGAGCGUCUUAUUGGACUUCAACUCUUCAUUCCCGGCCACUAGCAGCUCUGACCUAAACUUAUUUUGUAAUUGGUUAGUCAGACUUUUUUUUUUAAUGACUCAUCUUUUUGUUACACAAUUGACACAAAAUGAGUCAUGAAAGGGCUAGGAAUUAGAUUUUGAAAUACUUAAUCUUUAAGCACCUUGUGUACAAUUUGUAUACCCAAAGCAACGUCAGUAUUUGUGUUGCACCGCUACUUCAACAGUACGGAUUAAAAAAUAGGAUCAAUAGCCAAAGAUACGACAGCAGACGUGGGAAAUGAAACAAUUUAAUUAAACAUUAAAGUUAUUUGAGCUCUGGGAUAAAUUCAGUCUAGUGUACUUAUGUUGAGGGAGAUUUUCAUAUUGACGAGUUUUGUCAGCCAAAUGUAUGAUUUUUUUUUUGUAUUAAAAGCUGCUGAUAUCAGAGCUGAAACCACAACUUUAUACUACAGUCUUAAAUACAGUCAGAGUAAAGUUUCCAUAAAACACAAUUUCAACCACUUUUUUGUUCAUUUAAUUAUUGUGCCACAGAUUUACAAACAUAUCCAUUUGUUAUACAAAAUCAUUACAACUGUUCAGUCCCACAAGGAACUCGUCUAUAUUACAACAUCUGACAUUGUAAAUCACCACAGAGUACUUCAUUCUUUUGAGUAAAAAUGUAAAUAAACAGAUUUUAUGCUA
Molecule: messenger RNA, 1206 nt
Organism: Oryzias melastigma (Indian medaka)
Lineage: Eukaryota; Metazoa; Chordata; Actinopteri; Beloniformes; Adrianichthyidae
Gene: bet1
Product: Bet1 golgi vesicular membrane trafficking protein
Exons: 4
Coding region: 163-501 (112 amino acids)
Biological process (GO): vesicle fusion with Golgi apparatus; endoplasmic reticulum to Golgi vesicle-mediated transport
Cellular component (GO): Golgi trans cisterna; SNARE complex
Molecular function (GO): SNAP receptor activity
Source: RefSeq, a predicted model, not a curated record